Eutrema salsugineum is the source of this 794-nucleotide messenger RNA. RefSeq names its product probable histone H2A.4. Gene Ontology annotation, molecular function: protein heterodimerization activity; structural constituent of chromatin; DNA binding. The record is from RefSeq and is a predicted model, not a curated record. Bases 132 to 590 code for a protein of 152 amino acids. Gene Ontology annotation, cellular component: nucleosome. Lineage: Eukaryota; Viridiplantae; Streptophyta; Magnoliopsida; Brassicales; Brassicaceae. The transcript is spliced from 2 exons.
AACCCACCAACCUUAUUCACAAAAAAAAAAAAAAAGCGAAAGAACAAUCUAAGGACAAAGCUAUCUCCUCUGUUGCAGAUUCCGGUAGAUCAUAUCAGAUCAGAUCAAAUACCUUAUCUGAUUAGGCAGCCAUGGAUUCUGGAACAAAAGUGAAAAAAGGAGCGUCUGGAAGAAGAAGUGGAGGUCCGAAGAAGAAACCGGUUUCCCGGUCGGUUAAAGCCGGUCUACAGUUUCCAGUCGGUAGGAUCGGUCGGUAUCUAAAGAAAGGUCGCUAUUCGAAGCGUGUUGGAACCGGAGCUCCGGUGUAUCUCGCCGCCGUGCUUGAGUAUCUUGUAGCUGAGGUUCUUGAGCUUGCUGGUAACGCUGCAAGAGAUAACAAGAAGAACCGUAUCAUACCACGACAUGUUCUGUUAGCUGUGAGGAACGACGAGGAGCUAGGGAAGCUACUCAAAGGCGUAACCAUCGCACACGGAGGAGUUUUACCAAACAUAAACCCAAUUCUACUCCCAAAGAAGUCUGAGAAAGCAGCUUCACCUGCAAAAGUGCCCAAGUCACCAUCAAAGGCUGCCAAAUCCCCUAAGAAGGCAUAGUUCUCAUUAGCAUUCUCCUUCUUCCUCUUGCUUACUCUCCGUGUAACUUGUAAUUACACACUCUCCCUCUCUCUGUAUGUUGGUCUGUAAAGACAGAACUUCUCUUACCUGUAUUCAACAGUCGUAAACAAUGUGUAACGUCCAGAAAAGUCUGAUCGUCACUGUGUGAAUCGAGCCUAUUGUUCAGUAUGAAAUAAAGGAUUC